Molecule: messenger RNA, 8168 nt
Organism: Stylophora pistillata
Lineage: Eukaryota; Metazoa; Cnidaria; Anthozoa; Scleractinia; Pocilloporidae
Product: polycystin-1
Biological process (GO): detection of mechanical stimulus
Cellular component (GO): membrane
Molecular function (GO): protein binding; calcium channel activity
Source: RefSeq, a predicted model, not a curated record
CUUAUUUGGAACACACCUAUACAAACCAUGGAGCUUACCUACUAAACGUUACAGCUUCAAACCCUGUCGGUACAGUGACAGUUACCAAAUAUAUUUACGUGCAGUAUAUAGUAAAAGAUAUUAAAAUCGCAUCUGACAGUCCUCAGGAAAUUCCGCCGGGCACUGUAACGUUCACAGUGUCCGUAAAACCGGACACUCACCCACCUACGAAUGCUACGAUCGACAUGAACUUUGGCGACGGCACGAACAGGAUGACCAUACCUCUUGGGGGGACUCGAAGCAUUAAUAUUCACAACGAUUACGCAAUCCCAGGGAUAUUAAGAGUUAAUAUGACAAUGAGAAAUGACGUUAGUUCCGUCAAUUUAACGCAUGUGGUGGAUGUUCAGAGAAGAAUUAAAGACCUGCGCAUUUUGGGUUACCACACUGGUGGAGACGCCGGGUAUGGUGCACCGGGAAGAGGACCAAACAACGCGGCUUUUCCACUGGAAUAUGACGUUCUGCUUGUUGCAAACAUUUCAGACGGAACAGAAGUGACUUACCGAUGGGAUUUUGGGGAUGGAACUCCGACGGUUGAAACGAAAGAAACAAAUGUAUCACAUCGUUUCGCCCACCCAGAACAUUUUUUGGUUACUGUGAAGGCAAAGAACUCUAUCAGCAAUGCAAGUGUCGGUCUUACCAUAAGAAUAAUGAGGAGUAUAUCAAAUGUCACCUUUGAAAACGACAGCCCAACAGUACAUGAGUUCAACACAACGUUGCUUAUUACGAUCGGACAGCAAGGUACUGAUUCCUGUUUCUUGGUAGACUUGGGUAAUAACACGAGAAUUCUUUACAAAGGAUUUAGUGAUGUGAGUUGUGAUGAAGAGCUGAAGACAACAAACGAUAUAAGGGUUCUACCAUCCCUCAAAUUUAAUGUCAUUUUUGAGUACUGGCAGGAAGUUAAUUACGCUGUGAAACUGACAGCUCUUAAUUCCGUGUCUAGAAUCACUAUUCACGGCUGGGUGAUUAUCCUGCACCUUCCUUGCGACUUCCCCGUUAUACGAAUACCCGAUGCUGGACGAUCAUUUGGCAUUCGCCGAAAGUAUUUCAGAGCAGAUUACGUAACAAUCAAAUCCCGCUGCACUAUUAACUGUUUGGCAUCAAGAAAGACAUCAUUCCAUUGGGAACUCACAUGGAUUUCGUCUGAAGUUGAUAACGGCACUACCCUUCAGACAGAUAGUUUUGACAAAAAUCAGUCCGUGUUAAUUGUACCACAGAGAUCAUUGCCGUACGGGACGUUCGUGGUCCGCCUAAAUGUAAGUAUGGUUGGACUGCCCCUUGUUCACAGACACAUGAACGCGUACAUCGAAAUUUUGCCGUCGCCUUUAUUGGCUAAGAUCAUAGGAGGAAAUGCCUGGAUUCAGUCAGUUUACAAGAAGGUGGUCCUUGAUGCCUCAUCUUCGCAUGAUCCUGAUUACGGAUCAGAAGACAAACAUGGUCUCGACUACUUUUGGUACUGCAAGACAGCAACUGAAGACUACGAAUUUCCCUCUGUUCCGGAAAAAAAUUUCACAAGUGCUAAUGGCACUGGUGCGAAUGGGUGCUUUAGAAAUGGAACCAGACGUUUGCCAGUAAGAGCAGACAUUCUUGAGAUCCAACCAAAUGUACUGUGGGUAAACACGACUUAUAUAUUUAAAUUAUUCGUCACAAAAGACUCCCGAAUGGCUGUGUUCUAUGUUCAGGUCUCACUGACUUAUGGAGAUCCGCCCACGAUGAGUAUAAGGACACCUUACGAUGAAUUUCCAGGCAAAAAGAAUCCGUCUGCCAAGUUAUCUUUGGAGGGAGCAUGCAGAGGCUGCAACCAACAGGAUAUUAACAGCUUAACGAUUUCUUGGAGUUUGUGGGUCAUUGGUGAAGGAUUCAAAGAUGGAAAUGCACAGAGUAGGGUAGAAAUGGCAACCUAUACAAUAACGGACUUGACUAGAGUGUCAAAUCUUCUGGCUAUGACAAGAGUAGGCAUUGAUUCCGAGUUUCUUGUCUUAAGGGCAAACAGUCUGGAAAGUGGAGCCACGUACGUUGUAAGAGUCGAAGGUCGAUUUGGUGAAGGUGCCACUGGUUUUGCUGAGUAUGUCUUCGUUACUGCCUCUUCUCCCACCGGUGGGGAGUGUCGCGCGAUCAAAGGAGAUGGCAGUGGUCAUGAAGAACUUAUCACUCUGAGUUGUACCGGCUGGACCAGCUCCACGGGCUCGACUGAGUUAAUAUACGACUACUUCUACAAAACGUCGCCCAAUGGUACAGAAUAUUUGUUUCAGUACACAAGGGACGGAACUAUCGGGAAUAUUCGGUUACCACUCGGGUUAAAGGAAUAUAACUACACGCUGUACAUGAAGGCCGUCAUCUCAGACGAGCUUGGGACUAAAUCAGAGGCCAAGUUUGAGUAUCAGAGUUUUCCAAGUGAAGAAGACGACGCUGUUCUUAUCGAAAAACUGUUGGAAGAGAUGACCAUUAACAGUACACUGCGAACUCUCGAGAUGGAAAGUUAUUCACAAUUUACCAAUCAAUAUAUCGUAGAGGUGUCAUCGCAGUUAAAUGCCAUAUCAGAACGAGCAGCCAACCUCAAAGUAUUUAAAGAAGCCUCACGAAACAUCCGCACACGAAUGAGUCGAGUUGUGUCAGAAAUUACUAUGGAUGACAUAAAGACAGUCAGAGAGACUGCUAACGCCGUCUCUAAGCUUGCCACCGUACCUGAUGAGUGCGAAGUUGAGACUCAGUUGAACCUGAACAAGACGCUCAGUAAUAUGGUGCGCUUAAUCAUACAACAGUCCGCAAUAACAGACUCUAUUGACCUCUGGGGAACGUUAAACACUGUGUCUGAGGCAUUAGGAAAUGUGGUGUGGGUCGUAUCUCAUUUAAUGGAUGGACAAUACUUUGAUGGAAAUAACACAAAAGCUUCAGUGACCCAGGGAAAUUUCACUGUCAUGGGUAAAAUUUUGAUUGAAAACGUCAUUGAUUACGUCAGACUGCUAUCUGACUCGUAUCUUGGUCACGUACUACCAAAAGAAGAACCCAUACAAGUCCGCUCUUCUUCGCUUUAUUUCACGCUUAACCGUGACUUUCCCGCGGGAUUCUCGGGACGUAGACUUCACUGUGGCGUAGGAGGCGUUGAUUUGCCUGACAACUUUGGGGAGCUAGGCAUACUGAAGGACGGAAACAUGACCGCUCUUAUCAUUCUCGACGCAUUGGUCACCUCGACACCUUUCGUAUCUUUUGUUUGGUCCCCAAGUGCUAGUCUUAUCAACAGUCACGUGCUUUCAAUAGAAAUACGCAACUACAGCACUCAAAAGGAACUGAAUAUCGAAAACCUUACGAAACCAGUAGACUUGUGGAUAAGGAAAGGGAACGACUCCCUUGAAAUCUCUCAAGGGAAAGUAGAAUACACCAAAAUCCUCAAGCAUAGCUUUGAAGUAAGGGACAACCGAAGCUCUAUCACUAUUGAAGUUGACCUACUCGGGGAGUUUAUGGAGCAACCUUCUUUAGUCGUUUAUCUACGAAAAGGGGAAGAACCAACGAUGAAGGGCCUUGAGGGGGAUAAGAUUAGGGUUGUUCCCCAGCUCAGCUCCGGUAACACUAGUUAUGAUGGACCUAGGGAUUCAAAGCUAAUGUUCUUUAACAAUGCGGAAUUAAACGGAACAGCAGCAGGGGAAUAUUUUGUGAUUAUCGAGUACAACGGAACUGUCAGCGGUGCUAAAGUUGCUGAGGAAGAUAGGACUGUGGAAUACUUGUUUUCUUCAUACGCAUCCGAGUGCUUGUACUGGGACGAACUGAAUCAUAUUUGGAUUGGAGACGGUUGUGUGGUUGGACCGCUGUCCAAUUCAACACACACGCAAUGUCUGUGCACUCAUAUGUCGUCAUUUGCGAGCAGUUUCUUUGUUCCUCCGAACAAAAUUGACUGGGGUAAGGUGAACAUGGAAGAGCUUCUCAAAAAUCCUAUCGUCGCUAUCAUCGUUUGCUGCAUCUUUCUACUGUAUUCUCUGCUGGUGGUCUGGGCCCGACGUAAAGACAAGGCAGACCUGUUGCUGGUUGGUGUUACUCCACUUCCAUCUAAUGAUCCAAGGGAUCUCUUUGGCUACGAGGUUAUAGUAUUCACUGGUUUUGACAGUAGCGCAGGAACCACUGCAGAUGUUUUUAUUGUACUGACUGGCGCUUUUGAACAGACACAGACUCGUCGCUUACUCGACCUGGAGCCAGUUCGUAGAAAAUUUCAAAGGGGAAACAUUGAUAACUUUCUACUGACAGUCCCGCGUCCGCUUGGAGAGAUACUAGGCAUUCGAAUAUGGCAUAACAACACCGGCCUUGACCCUUCGUGGUUUCUCUCAAGGGUGCUUGUGCGCGAUCUUCAGACUGACAAAGUCGUUUGGUUUGUAUGUGAUCGUUGGCUCGCAGUUGAAGAAGAUGAUGGCCAGAUCAAUCGAACACUUCUUCCCGCUUCAAAGGAAGAGCUGGUGAAGUUUAAUUUUAUUUUUAGCACCGAGGUUCGUAAGAAUCUCAGUGACGGGCAUCUAUGGUAUUCAGUGUUGUAUCGUCCUUUUGAAAGCUCCUUCACCCGUGUACAGCGUCUCUCCUGCUGUUUGUCAAUCCUCACCUGCAGCAUGCUGGCAAACGCAAUGUUUUACAAGGACGGAGCAGAGGAAGAGUCAGAUGCCGAUGUUGAAGUCAAGAUUGGACCCAUUCGACUCUCCACAAACCAAAUCGGGAUUGGGGUCAUGUCAAGCCUGGUGGUUCUUCCCGUGAACUUGCUUAUAGUUAAUAUUUUCAGAAAAGCUCGGCCGAAAGACUGGCCCAUUCUAGAUACAAAAUCGAGUGAUCACCAAAGCAAUGCGUCUGGCGACAGUUAUUUUGAUGGUAAAACCAGCGGAAGUUACGAUCUGGUCAAGGAGGAGAAAGAAGAUGCGGGAAACAGCGAUACAAAUAAGGAAGAGAAAGGGAAAAAAGAAAAGAAAGCGUUCACUUUACCUCAUGUUACAAUCUACAUCGCCUAUGGUUUGAUUUUUGUUGCUUCCAUUACCUCUGCCGUCUUCACAAUCUUUUAUUCUCUGACAUUUGGAGAGGCCAAGUCACAGAGAUGGGUUUCAAGUAUGAUGAUAUCCUUCUGGCAAGACGUUAUUAUAUCUCAGCCACUCAAAGUCAUCGUCGUGGCAGUGCUCUUCGCUCUCAUCAUCAAAGAUCCAGACAAGGCCAUUCAAGACGAAGGAAACCAAAGGAGGGAGCUCGGAAGAGACGAAGAAUGGAUACAUGAGCCCUAUGGCAAUCAGAAGAGUGGCUUUGACUUUAGGAAAUCGGUGGAAAUUCCCAAGCCACCUAGCGAGGAACAUCUGCACAUCGCCAGGCAGCGUCGCAAAAAGCAGAAGCAGAUGAAAAUCAUCCUUCGUGAAAUUUCCCUCUACUUUGCGUUCAUUCUUGUCCUAUGUGUUGUAGCGUAUGGAAGUCGAGACACUCAAGCGUAUGCUGUGACCAGAGCACUGACUGAUAUCUUCCCCGAGAGCAAGUACACCUCUUUGCUUCCGUUUGAUAAGAGCAGUGAAGCAUCAAAAUUAUGGAACUGGAUCGAGAAUUCCUUCGUUCCUUCCCUACAUCCCCAGUAUUGGUAUGGUCCGUUUAUUAUCAAACAGGAAGAGGAAUUAUGGUCACAAGAAAGGUUAACAUUCAAAAGAGGACGCGGAGCGGGUCGUAAAAUAACGACCAUGGUAAAGGGCGGUGGUUCCUACGCUCAUGAUUAUGCCGAGUCUUUUGAAUCACUAAAGAGUUUCCCCAAAACUGUCACCGCCGACCGAGGAAUGUUUUAUAUUGUGGGUGUGGCACGGUUACGUCAGCUGAGGGUGAAAAAAGAUGCCUGUACAAUCCCUCCAUACCUGCUCGACACCAUUAAAACGUGUACGUCUUACUAUUCAUGGGAAGAUGAAGAAGAAGGUGCUUUUCAUCCUGGCUGGGAACUGAUGGAGGAAAGUGAAAUAGAAAAUCUCCCGGAUGAUCACCAGUCUCCCUGGAUUUGGCAGAGCGCCUUAACCCUAAAUGGAACACCAUUCUGGGGAAUUUUUGCAUCUUACUGGGGAGGUGGGUUUGUGUACAAUCUCGCUCCCACGCGCUUAACCACGCUGAAGAAGAUACAAGAUUUGCACAUUGAUGAGUGGAUCGAUCGCUACACGCGCGCCGUCUUCGCAGAAUUCACAGUUUACAACGCGCACACUAACUUCUUUGGUGUAGUAACCAUGCUAACAGAAAUUCUCCCCACAGGGGGAUACUACCACUACCCGAAGGUCCGAAGCAUCCGGCUUUACCGCUAUACUGGUCCGGAACAAAUAGUGAUUAUGGUGUUCGAGUUUAUCUUCUUCAUAUCCUUAUGCAUUUACUCUUACAGCGAAGCCAAGCAGCUGUUUGUGUUAGGAAAGAGCUACUUUAAAGACCCUUGGAACUACGUCGAGAUAAUAGUCAUUGGCUCUUCAUUCUCCGCUAUAUUUCUGUACCUUGCAGAGUUGGGGUUUGCUAAACUGGCCAUGAAACGAAUGCGAGCAAACACUGAUACCUUUAUCAGCUUUGACUACAUCAUAUUCCUAGACGAAGCUUACCUAGCAACAUUAGGCUUUGCAGUCUUCUGUUUCUUUCUCAAGUUUCUCAAACUUCUGCGCUUUAAUCGACGACUGUCCACACUGGCUCAGACGAUCAAAGUCAGCAGCAAACCAUUGUUAUCCUUCUUUGUUAUUUUUCUUCUUUUCUUUUUAGCUUACGCCCAGAUGGCGUUUCUUGUGUUUGGUCCGACAAACGAAGAUUACGCCACUUUCGUUGUGGCAUCAGAGACCAUGCUGUCCAUGACCUUGGGAGGAUUCGAUUUCCUGGGGAUACAAAACUCAAACCGACUCAUCGGACCCAUGUUUUUCAUCUCGUAUAUGCUGUUCAUGUUUCUGAUCCUUGUCAAUGUUUUCUUGUCCAUUGUAAACGAAGCCUUUGCUGAAGUGAGUAGUAAUGUUGGAAACCAAACGAACGAUUACGAGGUACUUGACUACAUCAUGUACUGCCUAAAAGAGCAGAUUGGACGGCUGGUGAGUCCACCAUUCAAGCCGCUGUAUAAACCCGCUUUGACAAACUUCGAAAAGGCAGUAGUAGAUAUCGAAGACUUCGCAGAGAAUAUCAUGUAUACCUUGGACAAUAUUAGCGUCGAGGAACAGCGUCAGGCCAAUUGGCUCGAGGUCGACAAAAUAAGUGAUAAGAAGAAAACGCUGUUCCACUUCUUGCUUCACCAGGACGAAGACUUUGAUGAAGACGACAUUGCUGAUGCAAUCCCAACUAUGGCCAGAUUUUUGUCAAAGUACAGCCUGGAUCAGCUACAGGACAUCUACCAGAAGUACCGUGAACGAGUCGUGUUAUCAAAAUUCCGCCUAAGUUGUGCGUCUUCUCUGGAUGACAGCUCUUUCGAAGGACAGUAUGAAGAUAUAGAUGGCUUUGACGAACAUGUCUUAGGAAGCUGGAAAAGUUAUGAAGAACCUAGCCAAGCUGAUGUGGGAGUGCCAAACAAGUUACGAUCUCUUGAUUCGAUUGCCGAAGAGAACGAACCCAUCGAGGCCAACCACACUUAUGGCUCUUUGUCUAGCAGUGACGAACAUGGAACUUGUUUUAGAAGUUCUUUUGAUACUGACAAUACAACCCAAGUUACUAUGAGUAAGUCAACUUCCUUGAGUAAUAUAUGUGUCGAAAUAGAAAGUAGUAAGCAGUUGUAAAGGCUUCUUUCGCAAUCUGGACAAAAAUUUGCCACAGAAUCGGAGAUCUAAACUGAUGGACGACUCUAACAGUCCCCCUAACAACCCCCCCUCCCCAUCUCCUCUCCUUUGGGAAAAAAUUAAAUAAAAACGUUACGCGUGUUUUGGAUUCAAGCCAUCUUUGCCCGUCGCUCCUAACCGGAGAUUGUUGGUACUCUAGUACCAAUCCAAUGUGAAAUAAUAUUAAGAAUUAUACAUGAUAUAAGUGGCAAAACCGAUGUUUUGUUUGUUCAGUAUUAGUAGCAUCACUUUCAUGCUAUAAAAUGAUUCACAGGGCAUGAUGCAGUUUUAUUAAUUAAAUUUACUAAAGAAGAGAAGCAGACCUGGUGAUUGUUGGACAUUUUCAUAAUAGAAAUUUACUCAAAGGAUAGAUCCACAAGUUGA